AUAAAGUAUUACAUUACAGAUAAAGCUAAAUCAUUCGUCAUAAUAGUGUACACAGUUCAGUAAGAAUUGAACUUCGGUAUUAUAGGUAAUUUUAGAUGGAUGAGCAGGUUAAAAAGUCCAGGAAAAAACGGAAUCCUAGGGAACAUGCAAACUUAUUUACUGUCUUAACAUUUUUAUACACUUUUCCAUUAUUUCUAUUGGGUAACACAAGAGACAUUAACGAAAGUGACUUGUACGAAACGUACACCGGUCAUAAGGCAUCUAUACUGGGCAAACAAUCUCAAGUUCUAUGGCAGCAGGAAUUAGACAACGCAAACACACAAAAAAGAAAACCAUCGCUACUGAAAGUAUUAGUCAAAAUAUUGGGAUGGGAUUUUCUACUCAUAGGAAUCGCCGUUGGAUUUGAAAACUUUAUAGCACAGCCAUGCAAAGCGUUGUUUCUUGGAGGUUUAAUUGGGCAUUACGCAAAAAAAGAUUGCAGUGGUUUCCCUUCUUACCUUUACUCACUGGGAAUUAUAGUAUCAACGCUUUUCUGCUGUUUGAUUGGACAACCAUAUUUAAUGGCUUCAUACCAUAUGGGACUUAAAAUGAGAGUUGUGUGUAGCUCUUUAAUUUAUAACAAAAUUUUGAAGUUAAGUCCAUCUUCACUUAGAAAAUCGACUCCUGGUUACAUCAUUAACUUACUGUCUGGAGACAUAAACGCAUUUGAACGAGUUGGAUUUCUGCUUCACAUGUUAUGGGUUUGUCCUUUACAAGCAGUUCUAUUUUUGUAUUUAGUGUGGACGAAAAUGGGUGUUGCGUCUACAUUUGGAAUUGGAUUCAUGGUUAUGUUUAUUCCUGUAUAUGUUUUGUUGGGGAGCAUAUUGAAAAAGUAUCGAUUGAAGGUGUCAACGAGACGAGAUGAACGCAUAAGGUUAACCAAUGAACUAAUUCAAGGUAUAAAUGUAAUUAAAAUGUACGCCUGGGAGAAACCCUUCGCUGAGAUUAUAUCAACGUUCCGCAAGUUAGAAGUAGAUUCUAUGAAAAAGUCGACAUACUUGAAAGGCUUGUUCACUUUCAAUGAAAUUUUAAUUGCAACAUCUACCUUUAUAACUAUCAUAUCUUCAGUGCUGCUGAAUGAUGCCUUCGAGGCAACAGCGGUCUUUGUAACCAUGAACCUAUUUUCUUCGCUCGGUUUAACUGUUACAUCAUUCUUUCCGCUUAGCGUAGCAGUUCUAGCGGAAUUGAGAAUAUCACUGAAACGCAUUUCCGCUUUCUUACAAUCUCAAGAAAUUGACUUGUGUGCAAAAUCGGAAGAUAAUGAAUCAGCAGUGGUCAUCACUAGCGGAUUUGCCAAGUGGGAUGAAGAUGGAAAUCGGAACACGCUGACGGAUAUAAACAUACACAUAAAAAAGAAGUCUUUAACUGCGUUAAUUGGAGCAGUUGGCUGUGGAAAAUCUAGCUUGUUCCAGGUUAUACAAGGAGAGUUACGACUAUCAAUAGGGCAGUUGUGCGUUAAUGGUUCUUUGAGCUGCGCACCACAAGAAGCAUGGAUAUUUUCAGCAAGCAUUCGACAAAACAUCCUUUUCGGUAGUGAGAUGGAUGAAGAACGAUACAUGAAGGUGAUUGACUGUUGUGCACUGGAGACAGACCUCAAGCUAUUUCCGCAUGGAGACCAAACCAUUGUAGGCGAACGCGGUGCAUCUUUGAGUGGAGGCCAAAAAGCACGAAUAAACUUAGCUCGAUGCGUUUACAAGAAAGCAGACAUUUAUUUGCUCGAUGAUCCUCUUUCGGCCGUUGAUUCACGGGUAGGAAAUCAUAUUUUUGAAAACUGCAUUCGAGCUUUUCUAAACGAAAAGACAGUACUUUUAGCAACCCACCAACUUCAGUACUUAGCAUAUGUUGAUUACGUUAUUGCCUUAGACGAAGGUGCCGUACAAAUGCAAAGCUCUGAAAAAGAAUUGGAAGCCUCGAAAUUUGACUUGUCAAGAUACAUAUCCCAAGACCAAUCAGCUUCGCGUACGCAUUUGGAUUCCAUGUUAAAACCCGGCAAGGUUGAAACUCACACACAAGUUCAAGAAGCUAGAAAGUCAGGAUUUAUUUCCAUCGGCACAUAUAAACGAUACUUAUUUGCGUCUAACAAUCCUUUGUUUGUUAUCUGUACAGUGCUUUCGUUUGUCUUCGCUGAAAUGUGUAUAAGUGGAUCAGUCUACUUCAUAGGGCACUGGAUAAAUGUGGAGCAACAUCAUCAUGUUGAAGAUAGAAGCAUUUACAUGCAAGUUUAUUGCGGUAUUGCCGUAGCUGCCGUCUGUUUUGCAAUUCUAAGAUUAAUAACGUUUGUAACCCUAACCAUGGCAUCUUCAAGAUCUCUUCACGAUACGAUGUUCAUGCGUUUAUUGCAUUGCAGUAUGAAAUUUUUUGCUUCAAACACGUCUGGACGGAUCCUAAAUCGUUUCUCAAAGGAUUUACUUUCUAUGGAUGAGGUGCUACCGAAUAUGGCUGUUAUCGCUAUCCUAGUAAUUUUAAAUGUCUGUGGAUUUCUAAUUGUCAUUUGUGUAGUCAAUCCAUGGUUUAUUAUUCCCACUAUCUUGGUGCUUGGGUUACUGUUCUUCAUAAGAAAAUUUUAUCUAAGCACAAAUUUAGGAAUAUUAAGAGUUGAAAGUGUUGUUCGAAGUCCUUUGUACGGAUAUGUGCAAGCUACUUUGCAAGGUUUGUCCACCAUUCGAACCUUCGGGGUUCAAGAAACACUUACGAACGAGUUCAACAAUUAUCUUGAUACACAUAGUACCGCACUUCAUAUGUCAUACUCAGUGUCCCGAGCAUUCGGAUAUUGGAUCGACUUGUUAUCAUUUAUAUUCGUGAGCAGUACUGUUAUAUUUUACAUGCUUAAAGAAGAGGUGUACAGCGGACACGUGGGCCUUGUCAUAACCCAAUCUCUACGUUUGAUCGGGCAGCUUCCCUGGGGAAUGCGCCAUUUAACCGAUGUUGAAAACUGCAUGGUAUCAGUUGAACGUGUAUUGGAGUACACCACAAUUGAAGGAGAGCGUGCCCUGGAGAGUGCGCCCAACCUUAAACCAUCUGUCGCAUGGCCAUCAUUAGGCGGUAUUAAAUUUAAAAACGUCAGCCUUAAAUACUCCCCAGGUGAACCCUUUGUAUUAAAAGGUUUAAACUUUGUUGUUGAGCCUUUACAAAAAAUUGGUAUCGUUGGAAGGACUGGUGCUGGCAAAUCUUCGAUAAUUGCUGCACUAUUUCAACUUGCCGAGACUAAAGGUUCAAUAAUCAUUGACGGAGUUGACAUCACUAUCAUCGGUUUACAUGAUUUGAGAAAGAAAAUGUCAAUUAUCCCUCAAGAUCCGGUCCUAUUUUCUGGUACAAUUAGGAAUAAUUUGGAUCCUUUCAAAGAAUUCCCCGAUGACACCUUGUGGAGUGCUUUGGAGGAUGUUAAAUUGAAAGAGAUUGUCAACCACCUUCCUUCAGGCUUGAGCUUCACAGUGUCUCACGAUGGUUCCAACCUGAGUGUAGGCCAGCGCCAACUACUAUGUUUAGCCCGAGCAAUCGUUCGAAAGAAUAGAAUUUUAAUUCUUGACGAAGCCACCGCUAAUGUUGAUCUUGAAACUGACGCCAUAAUACAAGAUACUAUAAGAACUAAGUUUUCUAAGUGCACCGUACUUACUGUGGCACACAGAAUUAGUACAAUAAUAGAUUGCGACAAAAUAUUGGUAAUGUCUGCUGGGGAACUAGUCGAAUUUGAUCAUCCCCACACAUUGCUUCAAAAAGAAGAUGGAGUAUUUUAUAGUAUGGUUAGGCAGAUGGAUGUGUCUAUGGUGGAAACUUUAAGGAAUACUGCACGAAAGACGUACAGAAGACGGGAGAGUUGUGUUAAACAUGUAAUAAUGACGUAUUACAGUUCUAUAAUAAAUGUUUCCAAAACGGCAGUGAAAAUACCAACGCUUAUACGAGGAUUGUAUGCAGCCAUGAUCUGGUCGUUAGGGCAACCGAAUUCAUUUGUUUAGAUUGUUUGCUCAAGUACUAAUAAAGCGUCUGUCAAAACUA
Molecule: messenger RNA, 4032 nt
Organism: Photinus pyralis (common eastern firefly)
Lineage: Eukaryota; Metazoa; Arthropoda; Insecta; Coleoptera; Lampyridae
Product: probable multidrug resistance-associated protein lethal(2)03659
Exons: 9
Coding region: 96-3992 (1298 amino acids)
Biological process (GO): transmembrane transport
Cellular component (GO): membrane
Molecular function (GO): ATP binding; ABC-type transporter activity; ATP hydrolysis activity
Source: RefSeq, a predicted model, not a curated record